AUGAAGUCGGAGCCGUUGCUCCCGGCUUUCCAGCCGCAGCCCAAAGACAGCCGCCUGGGCACCUGGACGACACAAUGUCGUGGCUUUGCCGAACGAUCCGAUUGGCUGGCCCUCUUCCUAGGGCCGGCGAUAUCUGUGCCUUUUGCCACCUGCUACGCAGCGUUGGUCUGCAACGACGUUUCCAUGCAAGCCAAUUUUCCAGUCGUCUUGCAGCAGGUUAUGUGGACUCAGAUGAUCGGAUCCAUCAUUGCCCUGGUGAUUGGGCAGUUCGUGACCACAACGAACUUGGACCCGCUGACUGCAAUCCUCUUCGGACAGCUGGCCCGGAAAGUGGCCCGCUUCAAGACGGGCGAGGGCAGCCAGGAGAUGAUCCUAUGCAGCAUGAUGCUUCUGAUGCCCGUGAUCUCACUUUGCCUGGGCAUCGUGCUCUACUUUGUUGGCAAGCUCAAGCUCGCGAUGAUGCUCCGCUUCAUCCCCUACACCGUGGUGGGCGGUUUCCUGGCAGGGAGCGGCAUCCUAAUUCUUCAGGAGUCUUUGGCCUUGGCUGGCGGCAUGGACCUGGGAGUCCUCGUCCGCACGUCUUUUGCAAGUCCGAGCGAGACGCUGGGGCCUUGGCUCCAGAUCGUCCUUUCCAUCGCUUUCUCUUCCGUCUUGGAGCAUGUGAGGGAGUGGCAUAUCUUCAGCACUCCACUGGUCAUCGCCGCAGCAGUGGGCUUGAGCGCUCUGGUCCAGAGCGCUUCCCAGGGGGCCUGGCCGCCAAGGUCUUGGUUCCUCGAGUUCCCGGAUCCCGUCAGAUGGUGGGAACCUUUUGAGCGCGUCCGGGAUGGAUUCCACCAGAGCUACGCGGCAUCCGCCUUGGAGGAGCUCGAGUUUCUCGGGGGCUUCGUGGUGAUUAUGACCGUUUCCUGGAGCAUCAACACCCUGGCGGUGGCGAAGCUGGUACCCCUGCGACCGGGCCUGCAGCGCUGCGACGAGCAGGAGGAGAUCCGAACCCUGGGUCUGACGAACGUGCUGCUGGGCUCCAUGGGCGGCUUAUGCUCCAUGCAGUCCUUCAAGAUCCCGAUGAUGAUGAGGGGGGUCAAGUCUGGGCCCUCGUGGCCUUACUUCAACGUGGUUGUCAACGUCCUGCUCUUCGUGGCCUCUCCGAGGAGCAUCGUCCAGACGGUGCCACGUUUCCUCUUCGCAGGCACAGUGGUGCGGCUGUCGUGCGACCUCAUUGGCGAAUGGCUGUUGGAGGCCCGGCGACGCGUGGCCUGGGAGGAGUGGCUUGUGCUGGUUGCCACAGCCAUUGUCGUGGUGAUCAACGUCACCCUGGGCAUUCUCUUUGGCCUUUUCUGCACCCUUGCGUGGUUUGCCAUUGAGUAUACGGGCGUGGCUGGCAUCACCCACGACAGCACCCUUAGCCAGAGCCGCUCGAGGGUGGAGAGAAGUGACGAGGAGCACGCGAUGCUGCAGGAGCAUGGUCAUGGGACCUUGGUCAUCUGGCUCAGUGGCUACCUCUUCUUCGGCUCUGCAUGCCAGGUCAUUGACGAAGUGCGGAGCAGGGUUCAGGAGCGCGACGUCACCGUCGUCAUCUUGGACUUCUCGCAUGUGCCGGCCAUCGAUGCCAGCGGCGUCUAUGCCAUUGUGGACCUGGUGCAGGAGCUCCAGGAGCCGAAGUUGGUGCAAUUGGUUUUCUGUGGGCUGGUGCGCCGGCUGAAGAAUGCCCUUCAGUGUGCAGCAGAACACGAGCAGGUGCCUCUUCGGGAGGUGUAUCACGACCUGGACAAGGCAGCAGGACAAGAUCUUGCAGAAGCUUCCCAGGAGCCCGGUGAGAAAGAGGCUGCGUUUUGCUGUGAUUCAAGCGUGUCGAAGAUCGACUCGCUGAACUGCAUCACUGAACUGGACCUGGUCUGGCACCUGGUGUGUCUCGUGCACUAA
Symbiodinium natans is the source of this 1920-nucleotide messenger RNA. NCBI's taxonomy places the organism in Eukaryota, Dinophyceae, Suessiales, Symbiodiniaceae. The record is from the annotation of a GenBank genome assembly.